GUUGAGUGAAGAGCAUUCAAUAGUGGGAGAGGAGACCGCUGCAGUGUGUGCGCUAAACGGAGCAGAUAUCACUGGAGAGAAGAGAGAGAAAAAAAUCAGAUAACAGUGGCUGUUUGAGAAUUGGUAUAGUUGGAAAAAGCUUGUAAAAAAAGUAUCGAUUACGUGGAUUUUUUGUAUAUUUUUUAUUGAUUUUGGGCCUAUGCUUUUAGAGUCAUCUCCUCACUAUUAUUAUUAAGGAACACUCCGCAUCAUUGGAAUGUGCACUGCUGCCGUAACGAGGCGCAUCUGAAGCAGCCGAGAGCUUGUUGAUCUCGGCAGUGAAGACAGGAUUUGGGGGUAAUCAAGCCUGCAUUGAAUAUCACAAACAAGAAGGUCCAUGUUUGACGGGACUGCUAAAAGGAAAAGAAAUAUCCAAAAGCCUUCUACAUUUUGGGGACUUUCCUUGGACUAAGGGUAAUGGGAAUUGACGCUUUAAAUAAAAAGGGAUAAUAUUUCUUUUCUCCAAGUGCACUUGUUCUUUGGCGAUGAUUGUGCUAUUCCUUUUGCUGUGUAUCGCGGAUGGAGUGGUCUCGCAGAUACGCUACUCUGUGCCGGAGGAGGCUGGACACGGCACGUUCGUAGGGAAUAUCGCCGAGGACCUGGGACUGGACAUGACCAAAAUCGCUUCACGCCGCUUCCAGGUUGUGCCCAGCUCGCGGACGCCGUACCUGGAAGUGAACAUGGAGAACGGGAUUCUGUUCAUCAACGAGAAAAUUGACCGGGAGCAGAUCUGCAAGCAGAGUGCCAGCUGUCUUUUACACCUUGAAGUGUUUUUGGAGAACCCACUCGAGCUGUUCCGCGUGGAGAUAGAGGUCGUGGAUAUCAAUGACAAUCCGCCCAGCUUCCCCGAAACAGACAUCACCGUAGAGAUCUCGGAGAGCGCAGUCCCCGGUACCCGGUUUCCCCUAGAGAGCGCAUUCGAUCCGGACGUGGGUUCCAAUGCGCUGCGCACAUACGACAUCACCACCAAUAACUACUUCUACUUGGAUGUGCAGACGCAGACCGACGGGAACAAAUUCGCAGAACUGGUGCUAGAGAAGUCACUGGACAGGGAGCAGCAGGCGUCCCACAGGUAUGUGCUGACUGCAGUAGACGGGGGCCAGCCGCCACGGACAGGCACUGCUCUGCUGGUGGUCAAAGUGCUGGAUUCUAACGACAACGUGCCCGUGUUUGACCAGCCAGUGUACUCAGUGAGUCUUCAGGAGAACACACCGGCGGGGACCCUCGUUAUCCAGCUGAACGCCACGGACUUAGACGAGGGGCAGAAUGGGGAGAUAGUGUAUUCAUUCAGUAACCACAUCUCCAGCCGCGUCAAGGACCUGUUCGCCAUAGACGCGCGCACUGGACGCAUCGAGGUGCGCAGUGAGGUGGAUUUUGAGGAGAGCAGUUUAUAUCAAAUAUUCGUUCAGGCGAAAGAUCUCGGACCCAAUGCCGUGGCCGCGCACUGUAAAGUUCUGGUGAAAAUAAUGGACGUAAAUGAUAAUGCUCCUGAUAUCACAUUCAGCACAGUGACCGAGUCGGUGAGUGAAAGGGCAGCCCCGGGCACCGUUAUAGCCCUGCUGAGCGUGACUGACAAAGAUGCUGAGGAAAACGGAAAGAUUCACGUUGAAAUCCUCGGUGACGUCCCGUUCAAACUCAAACCUUCCUUUAGGAACUAUUUCACCAUUGUAACAGAUGGACCCCUAAAUAGAGAGAAUGCUGACUCAUAUUCAGUGACUGUAGUUGCCAGGGAUACAGGGACCCCUUCCCUUGCCACCAGUAAAUCAAUCAAAGUGCAAGUGUCGGAUGAAAAUGACAAUGCGCCAACGUUUACGCAGCCCAUAUAUGAUGUGUAUGUGACUGAAAACAAUGUGCCAGGUGCUUAUAUCCACGCUGUGACCGCUCUGGACCCAGAUGUUGGACAGAACGCUCUCAUUAGUUACUCCAUAAUGGAGUGCGAUAUUCAGGGUAUGUCUGUGAAAACAUAUGUGUCAAUCAACGAAGAGACGGGCUACCUUUACGCACUCAGAUCAUUCGAUUACGAGCAGUUAAAAGACUUCACUUUCAUGGUUCAGGCGAAAGAUGCAGGUAGCCCUGAGCUCUUCUCGAACGCCACGGUCAAAGUAAUCAUCGUGGACCAGAAUGACAACCCUCCCUCCGUUAUUGCUCCUCUUGGUAAAAAUGGCACUGCUAGAGAGCCUCUGCCCCGCUCCGCCGAGCCUGGCUACCUGGUAACCCGUAUCAUCGCCAUGGAUGCAGACGACGGAGAGAACGCACGGCUCUCCUACAGCAUCCAGCGGGGGAACGAGAACGGCAUGUUCCGCAUGGACUGGAGGACAGGAGAAUUGCGCACUGCCCGGCGCGUCUCCACCAAGCGGGACCCAAACCAGAUGUAUGACCUGUUGAUAGAGGUGAGGGACCACGGCCAGCCACCCCUCUCCUCCACCGCCAGUGUGUUCGUGGUGCUGGUGGACAGUGUGGUGGAGGACCAUCGGGAGAGAGGCACCGCCAAGUCCAAGGAGACAUCGCUGGACCUCACCCUCAUCCUCAUCAUCGCCCUGGGCUCAGUCUCCUUCAUCUUCCUCCUGGCUAUGAUCGUGCUGGCCGUGCGCUGCCAGAAGGACAAAAAGCUCAACAUCUACACGUGCCUCACUAGUGAUUGCUGCCUCGGGUGCGCCACAUGCUGCAGCAGGCAUGCGCGAGCCCGCAAGAAAAAGCUCAGCAAGUCCGAUAUAAUGCUGGUGCAGAGCGCCAACGUCACCGGGGCCGGUACAGCUCAGGUGCCAGUGGAAGAGUCCGGGAGCUUCGGCUCUCACCACCAAAACCAGAACUAUUGCUACCAGGUAUGUCUGACUCCGGAGUCGGCCAAAACCGACCUCAUGUUCCUAAAGCCGUGUAGCCCAUCUAGGAGCACAGACACGGAACACAACCCGUGCGGGGCCAUAGUGACAGGGUACACUGACCAGCAGCCUGACAUCAUAUCAAACGGCAGCAUUUUAUCAAGCGAGACCAAACACCAGCGAGCCGAGCUCAGUUACCUGGUGGACAGACCUCGGCGUGUGAACAGUUCGGCUUUCCAAGAAGCGGAUCUCGUAAGCUCUAAAGACAGUGGUCAUGGUGACAGCGAGCAAGGCGACAGUGACCAUGACGCCACCAAUCGAGGUCACUCUGCCGGCACUGAUCUCUUCUCUAACUGCACUGAGGAGUGCAAGGCACUGGGACACUCCGACCGCUGUUGGAUGCCCUCCUUUGUGCCCUCCGACGGGCGCCAGGCAGCAGACUACCGCAGCAACCUGCACGUGCCAGGCAUGGACUCCGUGCCCGACACUGAGGUAUUUGAAAGCCAAGAGCAAACGGGCGAUAAGUCAUUCUCCACCUUUGGCAAAGAGACCCCCCUCAGCCACCACCACCAAAACCACCUCCACCUCAGCCACCACCAUGCCACCCACGCCAACCAAGCCAAGUUAGAGAGGAAAGCGUUUGAGGCACUACUGUCUAGCACGCGAGCGCCUUACAAACCUGCCUAUUUGACGAGGAAAGGGGUUUGCUAGCUCCUUUCGCGUGGACAUACCAGAGACCGUAUGACUUUGCACAAUCAGUCAAAACAACAAAAACUAAAAAGAGCAUCAAGUUCCAGACUCCAUCUCCUUAACUGUUCCACGUCUGACUGACAUUCCCCCUACGUAACAUGGAACUCUGUGGACAACAUUCCCUCCGGAAUUCUCUUGGAACACUGCCGGCCUUGGAAACUACUACCUUUUGGACUCUGGAGGGGUUGGAAGUGGUGGGGACAGACAGAGAGACAGGGUCAGGAGACGGACAGACAGACGGCUCUGCACGUGGACCCCACCGCUCUCAGCAGGACUGAGACAGAGUUGAAAACACAACUAAUAGAGGGGGGAGAAGGAAGAGGAGGAGGACGAGGAUCCCUCCUCUCCAAUCUAUGUGUGCCUGUUUACAGCACUAAUGUACAUCUUUAACAAAUAAAAUAAAAUAAAAUAAAAAAAGAACAACAACAAAAAAUGACAAAAAUGAAAAACCAAUUGGAAAAGGAACGUCAACGUCACUGAGCCCUUUAGAUGUUUAUACUCACAGCAGAAGCCAGUUGUACAGGAGAUCUUUGUGCAUUUUAAAUGCAAUACCACUGUUUUAGACUUGACUGUUUUUCUAUUCAGUUUGUGUGGUCAGGUGUCUUCUCCUCAGAUCUAAAGUACUUCAACUUUAUAAGGAAAGAUUGUGAGCUGGAUUAUGAAUUUUCAUGUUCUGUUUCUUUUUAUUCUUUUUUUUCCCAUCACAUAGUGGAUCUGAACAGUGAUGGGCUUCACCUUUGAAUUCUGAGCUGUUUAGUAGUUUAUAUCAUGUGAGAAGUGUUUAAUGUACUCUUUUGAAAAGCUUCAAAAUGCAUAUAAAUCUAUAUAUAAAUCUAUCAAUAUAUACUUUUUCUGAAGGUGUGCUAUCCAUUUGGUGGGUUUUCUAUUCUGUGUAGACAGAGGUCCAUAAGCUGCUUAAAGUGCUGUAGAAGGCUUGGGACGAUCUAACAGGUUGGGGGUGUUCUUUACCAUGAAAACACAACAGCCUUGUCUGCCGCGUGAUCGUUUUCAUCCGGUUUGAUUUCUUUCUUUUUUUUUGGGGGGAUAUUGAAAGUUGAAACUCAUGUCUAUAAAUAAAAUUAAAGGCGGUAAUAAUUUAGAUUGAAUUCCAUGGUAAUUCUGUGUUAUUGUAACCAAAAAAAAAGGGUCAAUUAAAAAGAACAAAACAAAAAGUGGCCAUAUAAUGAAAGGUGUUGUGCACUUGCAGUGCAAAAUCAAAUAUGUGCACAUACACUCACUCACAUACACUCACUCACAUACACAGACUCUCACACACACUCACAUACACAGACUCUCACACACACCAUUAUGCCAACAAUAAAUCAAAAAAUGAGAAAUGUACGGUUUGUCUCAUGUUGUUUGAUUUUCGAUAACUUGGGCGGGUUUACAUCCAAUCACAGCGAAGGGAAUGUCUGAUAUCCUGACCUCUAGUCCCAAUGUAUAUCUAUUGUAUGUCAGCGCCCUUAGAUCAUUUCAAUUCAUAUUUGACUCUGUAAAGUGUCACCUGUUUUAUAGGAUAUGGUGAGGUUGUUUUCACAUUCUCUAUUACUCUUGAUUUUACAUACACCCCUUGUGAUUCCUUCCAUCUGGUGACAGAUACACGGUAAGGACAUGUUCUUUUUUCGAGGGAGGCUUUUUGACAGCGUCUGAAUGGAGGAAGGAUGCACAGAAAGACUCCAGGCAGUUGGGUUAUGGAAUACAUGCCGCAGCUCUGGAAGAUUACAGGUCUCAAUUGGACACCCACGUUCUUCAGCUUUCAACGGAGUUCCCCAUUCUGACAACCGCUAAAGAGAAAUCAUAGAAAAUCUAUGUUUAUAUGUGAGUGGUGAGAAAUGCCUAUAUAGGCCACACAAUGAUGGCAUAUGUUAACUAACACACUGUGGCCACAUGCUUCUUUCAGUCGUUUGUCAGUCUGGUGCGUUUCCUUGCUAAAAUCUUGUUUAAAAAAAAAUGACAUGUUUUUUUAAUCUAUUCUUUUCACACAGAACAAGUGUUUAAGAUUAAACUUCUGCCUUCAAUUAUACAGUACAUGUGUAAUCUUCCUGAAGUGGCAGUAACGACACAUAAACAAGGUGGAAUAAGAUAUUAGCCACAGAUGGUGACUAACCAAUAGCAGAGUCUAAAUGAGAGACAUAAUGACAUGUAAUCCUUUAUAAUCUCACAUGUUUGAAUAUUCAUUGAUGUUUUUCCACCAGAGAUGUGUUCCAAUCUGAUAAACAGGAGGUAUUAAAAUCUAUAUUAAUCUUUGGCUCACAGUCUACAUCAAAAAACAUAACAUGAACGACAUCUUGACUGAGUUCAUAUUUAUUCAAGUCUUAAGUAACAAUUGGAAAUCUACAUGUAGAAUAAAUGUAAAUAAAAUGAGUUGAAAUCUG
Molecule: messenger RNA, 5983 nt
Organism: Oncorhynchus tshawytscha (Chinook salmon)
Lineage: Eukaryota; Metazoa; Chordata; Actinopteri; Salmoniformes; Salmonidae
Gene: pcdh10b
Product: protocadherin 10b
Exons: 5
Coding region: 525-3569 (1014 amino acids)
Biological process (GO): homophilic cell-cell adhesion
Cellular component (GO): plasma membrane
Molecular function (GO): calcium ion binding
Source: RefSeq, a predicted model, not a curated record